CAAUGUCUUCCGUUUCACGUACCACUCGCCAGACACACGCUCCAUUCAUCCGUGCGCCUGUGUUCACCGGUGUUAUACUACGCAGCUGGUAUUGUGUGGGAGAAGAGGGCCACAAGCAUGUCAGGCUCAACUUCCCCGCCUCCCACAGUGGAGGCUGUGGGCACUGAGGGAUGUUUUCCCCCAGGAUACAAACCGUUCAAACCCGAGGAGCACGGACUGGAGCGCGGGUUCCGCCUCACAAGCUUUUCGGAACUGAAGGGAUGAGGCUGCAAAGUCCCGCAGGAGGCUCUGCUCAAACUCCUGGCGGGACUGGAGCCGGACCGGGCCGACGGGACAGGGAGGGCCGGAGACCAAGCUUCGGAGUUCGGCCAACAGCUACCUGGCCCACGACUAGGCAUAGGGAUGGACUCCGCUGUCAUUCCUCUGAGACAUGGAGGACUGUCACUUGUCCAGACCACAGAUUUCUUUUACCCUCUGGUGGAAGAUCCAUACAUGAUGGGCAGGAUAGCAUGCGCUAAUGUCCUCAGCGACCUCUAUGCCAUGGGCAUCACAGAGUGUGACAACAUGCUGAUGCUGCUGAGUGUCAGCCAGAAGAUGAAUGAAAAGGACCGUGAGCGGGUGAUGCCGCUGAUGAUUCGAGGCUUUCGUGACGCAGCAGAAGAGGGAGGAACUUCAGUGACAGGUGGACAGACUGUGAUAAAUCCCUGGAUCAUUGUGGGAGGAGUAGCAUCGGUCGUCUGCCAGCCUAAUGAGUUCAUUAUGCCUGAUGGGGCUGUACCAGGUGACGUUUUGGUGCUGACCAAACCUCUGGGCACUCGGGUGGCUGUAAAUGCUUAUCUGUGGAUCGAUCAGCCUGAAAAGUGGAACAAGAUCAAGCUGGUUGUCACCAAAGAGGAAGUUAUAGAGGCCUAUCACGAAGCUAUGUUUUCCAUGGCAACCCUUAACCGCACAGCGGCGGGUCUAAUGCACAAGUACCAGGCCCACGCUGCCACAGACGUGACUGGUUUCGGCUUGUUGGGUCACGCCAACAACCUGGCAAGACAGCAGCAAAACGAGGUGGCCUUUGUUAUCCAUAACCUUCCAAUCAUAGCCAAGAUGGCUGCCAUCAGUAAAGCCUGCGGAAACCUGUUUAACCUGCUUCAGGGCACUUCAGCUGAGACUUCCGGUGGGCUACUGGUGUGUCUGCCCAGAGAGCAGGCAGCCAAGUUCUGCUCAGAGAUGAAAAACCUCAGCUCCGGAGCAGGGGGUCAGGGGGCGGUGGGUGGAGCGUGGAUUAUUGGUAUUGUGGAGAAAGGCGACCGCCAUGCUCGAAUCAUUGACAAACCCCGCAUUAUCGAGGUUCCACCCCGAGGAAGCCAGGCAGCAAAUCAGGAAAACAGCUCCACCAGCCCUGACCCAAGCCCCAAUGUGUCAUAGACACUGUCACCCUCUGACACUGUUCUGGUGUGUGUGUGCAAGAGAGAAUGAGUGUGUCUAUGUGUGUAUUAAUUGUUGUUCAUCCCAUCUACCUUUUCUGUCAAAAAGUUGACAGUGCACAGACCAAAACCCAGUGUCAUGUGAUCCACUGAGAGAGGAAAUGGACCACAGGCUGCAUACAUGUCCAGCUUUAGAAGGAGCUGCUAAACAUGGUGUACUUCUCAUGUUUCAUGUUGUAACUUCAGGGCACAAUGCUGUACUGCCUCUCUCAGCAUUAUUUUUCCCUGUUGCCUUUCAUAUAGAAAACUUGUUUUAUAUGAUUUAUCAAAAUCAUAAACAGCUUCUGGAAAAUGAGUUUCAGUUCUAUAAAAAAGAAAAAUACUGAAUCAUACUUGCCCAAAGUAGCAAAUAAUGAGAACUGUGUGUGUGUGUGUGUGUGUGUGUGUGUCUGUUAUGGUUGGAUUAGGGUGAUUUAUUUUAGGAUGUAUGGCUAACAUUAAAUGUGUUAAUUUGGUGACGGUUUACUGUGGAAAAGAAAUGAUGUAUCACUCCUAGAACCUGGCUCUGCCCACGCCAUCCAGAGGAAGGUUUGAGCAGCUUCCUUUGGGACCUGUUGGGCCGUGUUCAGAUUGUCCACCUGGGUCAACAGUCGACUGACCGCCCAAGCACAAAGUCCGCCCUUCCUUGUUAAUGAAGCUCUGCCUUUCAAACCCCAACCAGCAGGGCCGGGCAGAGUGGAUGUUUGUCUCUGGAUCAGGGUUUGGACUUUCAGUGCUGGAGGUCUAGUGCUGUCUGUUUGUAAAUUUCUUGCUUUUCACAAUCAAAUAAACCCAUCAUCAAUUUAGACCAAA
Messenger RNA from Neolamprologus brichardi, 2267 nucleotides. RefSeq names its product selenophosphate synthetase 3 (gene sephs3). The record is from RefSeq and is a predicted model, not a curated record. Gene Ontology annotation, biological process: L-selenocysteine biosynthetic process. Gene Ontology annotation, molecular function: selenide, water dikinase activity; ATP binding. Gene Ontology annotation, cellular component: cytoplasm. Lineage: Eukaryota; Metazoa; Chordata; Actinopteri; Cichliformes; Cichlidae.